This is a messenger RNA of Penicillium taxi, 861 nucleotides long. RefSeq names its product protein-transporting protein BCP1. Bases 1 to 861 code for a protein of 286 amino acids. Lineage: Eukaryota; Fungi; Ascomycota; Eurotiomycetes; Eurotiales; Aspergillaceae. Gene Ontology annotation, cellular component: nucleus. The record is from RefSeq and is a predicted model, not a curated record. The transcript is spliced from 3 exons.
AUGGGUAAACGCAAGCAAGACCUCGGUGAUGUGGCUAUGGGUGGCACGAAUGAAGCAGACGGCGACAGCUCUGACGAGGACACUGACAUGGUCAAUGUCGACUUUGAAUGGUUCGACCCUCAGCCUGCUGUGGAUUUCCACGGCCUCAAGAACCUUCUUCGACAACUGUUCGACAACGAUGCUCAGAUUUUCGAUAUUUCCGCCUUGACCGACUUGAUUCUGUCGCAGCCCACUCUCGGAUCAACGGUGAAGGUUGACGGAAAUGAGACAGAUCCAUAUGCCUUUUUGACCGUAUUGAACCUUCAGGAGCAUAAAGACAAACCCGUUAUUCAGGACUUGAUCAAGUACCUCUGCGGCAAGGCUGCCGCCAACCCUUCUCUCUCCGCCUUGAACGAUCUUCUCUCCCAGGACCCAGUGCCUCCGAUCGGUCUGAUCCUGACCGAGCGCCUCAUCAACAUGCCUCCCCAAGUCAUUCCGCCCAUGUACAACAUGCUGCUGGAGGAGAUUUCCUGGGCGCUCGAGGACAAGGAACCCUACACUUUCACUCACUACCUCGUUCUAUCAAAGAGCUAUAAGGAAAUCCAAUCUAAGCUGGAUCUUGAGGAAUCGCGGCCACAGAAGAAGUCCAAAAAGGGCGGCGACUCUGCCCAGCGAUUCUUCUUCCAUCCUGAAGAUGAAAUCCUCGAGCGACAUGCUCUGUGCUCUGGAGAGUAUGCUUACACGCACAAGCAGGACGACGGCCACUCGGACUCCAAGCGUGCUUUCCAGGAACUUGGAAUUCGUACCGCUGGUAGCUUGACCCUCGUAGAUGGAGCCAAGUUCGAGACUGCGGUCAAGGCACUCACUGAAUUCAUGAGCUAA